AUGGAUAACCCAUCCACUUCUAAGUAUAAUUCGCUUCAGGAGGAUUCUCAAGAACAGUCCUUGCCUUCUCUGAAUUCUUUGAACAAAGGAUUGAAUAAGGAACAACAAGAGCUGCAUGCUCAAAGCAGUGAUGCUGGCACAUUUCUUGGUUCAGCUAUAACCCCUUCUGGAGAAUUCAAGCCAGAAGACCCAAAGGAGACGAUCAAGAGAAUGUAUGAGUUUGCACUAAAAAAUGCUGACGAUCAAAACUGAGCAGGACUAUUUGCAAAUUUAGUAAAAUCAAUUCCUCAAAAUAUGUCCUCAAAGAGCCAAACAAACACUGCUAACUACUCAAGCGAAGGACAGUGUAAAAUAGCCAUCCAGAAGGAUAAUCGACCAUCUAGCCCUAAAUGAGACUCCUCUUUCAAUACUGCCAGAGAAUCAGCCCAGUUGUUGGAAAGUAAGCAAGAGAUGCUUCAUGAUGAGAGCCAGCAGAUAAGGCACAAUUUCAAGACUAAAAAUCCCUACCAUAACUUACCUGACUUUUUGAAAGAUAAGACUAAAUCUCAGCUUGCACAAAGAAGUAGCGUUGACCUACAUUGAAAUGGUCAGAAUUUUAGCCAAACUUCUUCUCAGAGAGGUGUGGUUAAAGAGAUUUCUGUAGCAAACUCACUUCAAACAAAGCCUUUACUCGAAAUUCAAAAGCCGGCUUGCUCAGUUUCCCCUGAAGUCAAAGGAACACCCCCAACUCCAAUUCACCCCACACCUACACCACACUCUUACGUCAACCCGCCGCCUUCGAAAUCCCCAAUGCACCCCACUGGAGUAAAAACGUACUCUUCCUUAUUCUCAAUUUUCCCUCCUAGCCCUCCAAAGGCCCCUUUCCCCGCUACUGCCCAAGAAGAAGAGACCAAGCACAAGCGUGCAUGUACAUUUCCUGACUCUUUCGGAUCUUCAGAAAAUGAAAAUAAAAACACCGAUUUGGGAUUUACGGCUAAAUCUGAAAAUCAAGAUUUUUGUGAUGAUUUUUGAGGGAGAAUAGGAAGCGAGAAAGAGAGAUUUAGAGAAGGUGAUGGCGCUGAAAGGGAAGGAAUGGAGUGCAGAGGCUUGGAAGAGACGAAUAGACUCAUUAGAGAGGUACUUAGGUUGGUGGAAGGUACCCAGAAGAGGUGUGAGAGGAGUGAUGUAGGUGUUCAAGUUGACUUGUGUCGAGGAAAAUGAGGUGUUUCUAGUGAAGAUCCUGAAAUAUUAAGUACAGAUAAGUCAUCGAAACUCAAAGUUGGGAAGAAUAAUACAAAAUUUUUAGUUACUCCUCCUAUUAAAAAUAAUGGAAAAGCUUGAUCACUCAUGAAAUAAUGGAGUCGGCUUGGAAAGGAAUCUAUAAAUCAAGAAAUGAUUAAUUCUUUACUAUUGCUCUCUUUUUAUUAAAAUUUUAAAUGGUGUAACCUCACUCCAAUGUUUAUUCGUAAUCAGUGAUACUUCCAGAGCUUCGGCCAAGCCCAUCUUGGAUGGGAUGCUGACAAAGAGAAAUCCAAAUUUAGCAUCUCCACUUGAUAGAUUGUUUGAGAAUAUUUUGAUCCUGAAUCAUUUAUCUGAAUAUCUGUUGAUUUAGUGACUUAUUUGAAGAU
Moneuplotes crassus is the source of this 1607-nucleotide messenger RNA. The record is from the annotation of a GenBank genome assembly. Lineage: Eukaryota; Ciliophora; Spirotrichea; Euplotida; Euplotidae.